Molecule: messenger RNA, 4958 nt
Organism: Cucurbita pepo subsp. pepo (vegetable marrow)
Lineage: Eukaryota; Viridiplantae; Streptophyta; Magnoliopsida; Cucurbitales; Cucurbitaceae
Source: RefSeq, a predicted model, not a curated record
CCUCUCAGCUCUCGCUCCAUUUCCGCGCUUACAAAAGCAGGCGCUCCCGUGUGCCCGCCAUCAGACGCUGUCAGACAAGAGCCGACUCUCUCAUGAAUUCUUUCACUGCUCUCUCCCCUCUUGGAGUAUCGGACAACUUUCGGGUUUCGCGGGCUGAAUGAUCUUUGAGGUUUUGCCUUCCUCAUUUCUGUUUACUUGAUUGGCAGUUCUAGCAAAUUUCCAGGAACUAUUCGAAGGAGAUGUCAGUGAUGCAUGUGGGUAGGAUGGAAGGAAACUUAUAAAUGCUCUACUGAAGGAUGCAAUAAUUUUCUUUGUGUUCAAGGGCCUUGUUUGCUGUGUGUUUUCAUGUUUCAUACGGCGUAGCAGGCACCUUUGUCCUUUGGAUCGGAAUAAAUAUGGCACCGAAUCCUCGGGUUUUGAAGGCUUUUCGUGCAAUGAAGGAUAUUGGGAUCAGUGAAGACAAGACAAAACCCGUCUUAAAGAAACUUCUGAAAUUGUAUGAUAAGAACUGGGAACUUAUUGAAGAAGAGAACUAUAGAGUUCUUGCAGAUUCUAUAUUUGACGAGGAAGAUAGUAAGGCUAUAGAGGAAAAGAAAUGUCAGAAUUCUCAAGUGGAAGAUUUUGGGGAAGAGGUUCAGGCGCCUGAUGAGCCGGAACGCCCUCUGAAAAGGUUGCGCUUAAGAGGCCAAGAAACCCAGGUGGAUGGGAUGGCUUUAAAAAAGCCCAAAUUGGAAGAGGACGUGUUUCCUGAAACAUGUCCCAAACAGCAGAUGCAGUUAAGUGGGUCUAAGAGAUCUGAAACUGAUCCAAGUUCUUCUCGUCGUGUAGACAAAGGGAAGGAACCUGUAUCACCACAUGUGGUUGCAAGAGUGAAAAAAUCCAGCUUAGAGAGACCAUCUGCUGCUGUGCGUAUUAAGGAACCAGGGGCUGAAUCAGGUGCCAAAAAUUCCAGAGUGAGGGCAUCUGGGGCUCAAGCACUACUCAAGCCUAAAGAUGAGCCAUUUACAGAUGAUACAUUUACAAAUGAGAUGCCUAUUGCUGCGAUUCAUCCAGUUUCUUUGUGUUCAAGGGCCUUGUUUGCUGUGUGUUUUCAUGUUUCAUACGGCGUAGCAGGCACCUUUGUCCUUUGGAUCGGAAUAAAUAUGGCACCGAAUCCUCGGGUUUUGAAGGCUUUUCGUGCAAUGAAGGAUAUUGGGAUCAGUGAAGACAAGACAAAACCCGUCUUAAAGAAACUUCUGAAAUUGUAUGAUAAGAACUGGGAACUUAUUGAAGAAGAGAACUAUAGAGUUCUUGCAGAUUCUAUAUUUGACGAGGAAGAUAGUAAGGCUAUAGAGGAAAAGAAAUGUCAGAAUUCUCAAGUGGAAGAUUUUGGGGAAGAGGUUCAGGCGCCUGAUGAGCCGGAACGCCCUCUGAAAAGGUUGCGCUUAAGAGGCCAAGAAACCCAGGUGGAUGGGAUGGCUUUAAAAAAGCCCAAAUUGGAAGAGGACGUGUUUCCUGAAACAUGUCCCAAACAGCAGAUGCAGUUAAGUGGGUCUAAGAGAUCUGAAACUGAUCCAAGUUCUUCUCGUCGUGUAGACAAAGGGAAGGAACCUGUAUCACCACAUGUGGUUGCAAGAGUGAAAAAAUCCAGCUUAGAGAGACCAUCUGCUGCUGUGCGUAUUAAGGAACCAGGGGCUGAAUCAGGUGCCAAAAAUUCCAGAGUGAGGGCAUCUGGGGCUCAAGCACUACUCAAGCCUAAAGAUGAGCCAUUUACAGAUGAUACAUUUACAAAUGAGAUGCCUAUUGCUGCGAUUCAUCCAGAUUCUUCAAGAAAAGAAGUUUAUUCCAUUGCAAAUGAUUCAGUUAGGAAGCCGGAUGGCCAAGUUGCUCAAGCAUCACUUCCUUCAGAUGGAAGUAACAAAAGUGAUGGUACGGAGACCUCAUGUAAGAAGAUUACAGGCAGUGAGCUGGCAACUGUCACGGAAGAAGUACAUCCUAACUUAGAGAUUGCAUCGUCGCCCCUAGGAGAGGUAAAAAUUUCUUUGAGCUGCGNUGUUUCAUACGGCGUAGCAGGCACCUUUGUCCUUUGGAUCGGAAUAAAUAUGGCACCGAAUCCUCGGGUUUUGAAGGCUUUUCGUGCAAUGAAGGAUAUUGGGAUCAGUGAAGACAAGACAAAACCCGUCUUAAAGAAACUUCUGAAAUUGUAUGAUAAGAACUGGGAACUUAUUGAAGAAGAGAACUAUAGAGUUCUUGCAGAUUCUAUAUUUGACGAGGAAGAUAGUAAGGCUAUAGAGGAAAAGAAAUGUCAGAAUUCUCAAGUGGAAGAUUUUGGGGAAGAGGUUCAGGCGCCUGAUGAGCCGGAACGCCCUCUGAAAAGGUUGCGCUUAAGAGGCCAAGAAACCCAGGUGGAUGGGAUGGCUUUAAAAAAGCCCAAAUUGGAAGAGGACGUGUUUCCUGAAACAUGUCCCAAACAGCAGAUGCAGUUAAGUGGGUCUAAGAGAUCUGAAACUGAUCCAAGUUCUUCUCGUCGUGUAGACAAAGGGAAGGAACCUGUAUCACCACAUGUGGUUGCAAGAGUGAAAAAAUCCAGCUUAGAGAGACCAUCUGCUGCUGUGCGUAUUAAGGAACCAGGGGCUGAAUCAGGUGCCAAAAAUUCCAGAGUGAGGGCAUCUGGGGCUCAAGCACUACUCAAGCCUAAAGAUGAGCCAUUUACAGAUGAUACAUUUACAAAUGAGAUGCCUAUUGCUGCGAUUCAUCCAGAUUCUUCAAGAAAAGAAGUUUAUUCCAUUGCAAAUGAUUCAGUUAGGAAGCCGGAUGGCCAAGUUGCUCAAGCAUCACUUCCUUCAGAUGGAAGUAACAAAAGUGAUGGUACGGAGACCUCAUGUAAGAAGAUUACAGGCAGUGAGCUGGCAACUGUCACGGAAGAAGUACAUCCUAACUUAGAGAUUGCAUCGUCGCCCCUAGGAGAGGUAAAAAUUUCUUUGAGCUGCGACUCCGCUUUUGGACGACCAGAUUUCCAUAUGCCUAGUCGUGAUGCAGUUAUAAAAUAUAUGGAGGAAAAAUGUCUGCAGUCAUAUAAAAUCAUUGACCCCACGUUUUCUGUUAUGAAACUGUUGAGUGACAUGUGUGAGUGCUUCUUGGAAUUGGGAACUGAUUCUCCUGAUGAACAACAGGAAGGGUCAAUUAGUAGAAUUCCACUUCUAGAUGUAAUGAAGAAUUCAGAUCCAAUAUAUAAUCCAGGGGAUGUUGCCAAUGAAGGAGAUUUGAAUCAUCUACUCACUUCCGUGAAUGAACCAGUCAGUCCUGUCUCUGAUAGAGAAUUUGCAUCACAAGUUCCUAGUAUCUUAGAGUCUUCAAGUGUUUCCAAUGACCAGGCUAUCCAUGAUGCCUCUCAAAGCAGCAAAGAAAUGCCAAAUGGUCAUUCUGAAGAUGUAGCCAGGAAGGAGCNGCGUCUUAUUUUUACCCUCUUAGUUGUGCUUAUACUUGCUGCCUUUGUUUUUGUUAACGAUAGGUGGAAGAUUUUGGGGAAGAGGUUCAGGCGCCUGAUGAGCCGNAAUCUUGAGGCUGCAAAUCCGCACAAUUUGAUGGUUAUUUCACCGAGUCAACAGGCUACUGAUGACUUAAGCUUCUCUCAUGAUGUGGAUGAUAUAACCAAGGGAGAAGAAAGGGUUCAAAUUCCUUGGGUGAAUGAAAUUAAUAAAGAGCAUCCACCAUUCUUUCACUAUAUACCUCGCAGUCUAAUUUUCCAAAGCGCUUUUGUAAAUUUCUCUCUAUCUCUGAUUGGUAACGAUAAUUGUUGCGAGUCUUGCUUUGGAAAUUGCCUUACAUCUUCUGUCCCUUGUGCUUGUGCACGGGAAACUGGGGAUAACUAUGCAUACACGCCAGAAGGUCUGGUUAAGGAAGAUGUUUUGGAAGAGUGGAUCUCUCUUGCUCGUGACUCUCAAGGAAACCACCAGUUCUAUUGCAAGGAAUGUCCUCUUGAAAGAUCAAAGAAUGAUGAUUGCUUAGAACCGUGCAAAGGGCACCUAGAGAGGAAGCUUAUAAAAGAAUGUUGGAGUAAAUGUGGUUGCAGUAAGCAUUGUGGCAAUAGAGUGGUGCAGCGAGGAAUAACUCGGAAGCUGCAGGUAUUUUUUACUUCGGAAGGAAAAGGAUGGGGCCUUCGUACCCUUGAAGACCUACCUAAAGGCUCGUUUGUUUGUGAAUAUGCCGGAGAAAUAUUAACCAUCUCAGAAAUGUAUCAUAGAAAGGUGCAAAACACCAAAAAUGGGAAGCAUACUGACCCUGUAUUAUUAGAUGCCUUUUGGAAUAAAGAAGAGCCUUUCAAGGAGGAAAAAGCUCUCUGCUUGGAUGCCACAAACUUUGGAAAUGUUGCCAGAUUUAUCAACCACAGAUGCUUUGAUGCAAACUUGGUUGAUGCUGCAGUUGAGAUAGAGACUCCGGACCAUCAUAAUUAUCAUCUUGCCUUGUUCACUACAAGAAAAAUAGAUGCCAUGGAAGAGCUAACUUGGGAUUAUGGCAUCGAUUUUGAUGACCUUGAUCACCCUGUUAAGCCAUUUCUCUGUCAAUGUGGCAGCAAGUUCUGCAGAAACAUGAAACGAUCUUCUAGAUCUAAAUCAGCAUCAAGUAUGAGAUAAGUGGGAUUAUGGCGCCAGUUUCUGCCUUUUUAUGUCAUGGCCUUGCAAGCGGAAGUCAUUAGAAAAUAUUGAAACCACCACAAUGAAUUUGGUUCAGCUGACUAAUGUCCAAUCUAGUUUCCAAGACGAUCGUUCGGUUUGGGUAGUAAAGCUGAGGAUCGACUGCGGAUUCACAUUAUGCCUUUUUUGCUGUUACAUUAUAUGUAUUAUCACAAUGAUGUUCAUAGAUAUUUGAUAUCUGGCCAUGUUGUUUAGUGGUGUUGAAAGUUUUGAAGAUUGUAGUUGAUCUGAUCAGGAUCUGGUCGCUGUUUUUUUGGAAAGGGGAAUGAAAUUUUUGUUUCCUCU